AAAAACCAGAUAUGACCAAACCCCAAACCCAUCUCUGUUCAAGAACUUGCAAACAGCUUCUGUCUUUCUGAUACUUAUCCACUUUCCCUUUUGUUAAUAUCUUUGUCUGAAAAAUCCAUGGAUCUAAAGAUGAACUCAUCAACUGCUGAACAAGAUCUUGCUGAAGGACAAGUCGAAGCCAUAGAUGAUCUUCUCGAAGAGUGUUGGUUCUUUGAUAACAUGCUCAACAGAAGAUCUAGGGUCCUUAGGUAUUGUCACUCUGAUCCUUUCCCUUCUUCUUCUUCUUCCUCUUCUUCCGCUUCUUCGAAACCGAAACCUAUCCAGAAGACGAUAAAUUCAGCGUCAGACAAGUGUCUAGAAGCUUCUACAGGUCGUGUCCUGAUCCGGGCACCGUCUCUUCCUCUGGAUCGGGAAGGAAGAGGCGAGGCGGCGAAGAGGAUCGGGAAGCUGACAAGACAGCUGUCAGAGAAGUUUAGGGUUCAAGAUCCGAGACCCGGGUCUAGUUACUUGCUGAAGAAGCAACCGUCGGUUCAAGACAAGGGGAGGGAAGGUUCUAGAAGGAACAGAGACAGCAGAAGUGUCUGGUCGUCUUCUCAGACAGGUGGGAGUUUGCAGAGAACUCAGACGUUGCCGAGUUACAUAGGAAGAGACGAAGCGGAGGAGGAGUUUCAAGAUCAAGAAAGCGACGCAAGAUUGGGAUUCUUGAUCCGUGAGGCUCUGGCGAGUUCCGCCGAGUUGACACCUCCGAGUCAAAACCUCUCAAAGGUUUCGGCCAUUCCAAGGCACAGACCGAUGGAAGAAUGCAUUCAAGAACCCAUCACGGGAAGAGACCAGAGUUAUUACAAGACAUUACGUAAAACAGUAAGCAACCUCGAAACAGAAGAGAUCCAGAGAUUGGGGAUGGGAUCGAACAGGACAGACUCAGACUCUGAAUCGAAACAGAAAGAUCAAGAAGAAAGGAUGACGACGAAGGGGAAGAGCUCCGCCGGAGGGAGAGGGAGGUGCGCCGCCGCCGCCGCCUCCGGGCCACCGAUUCCGGCGAGGGUUCCGAAGGAUUCGAGGAGAGACAUGAAGGCUCAGAUAAAGUUCUGGGCUCGAGCCGUUGCGAGCAAUGUCAGGCAAGAGUGCUGAAGGCUUCUCAUUAACAUGAUCGACACCGUACAGUACACAUUCUUUGUUCUUUUUUAUCUUCUUUAAUCUUUUACUGGAAUCAUGAGGUUCUUCUGUUUAUGUGAUCAUAUUGUUCUGAUUUUUU
Tarenaya hassleriana is the source of this 1255-nucleotide messenger RNA. RefSeq lists its product as uncharacterized. The record is from RefSeq and is a predicted model, not a curated record. Lineage: Eukaryota; Viridiplantae; Streptophyta; Magnoliopsida; Brassicales; Cleomaceae.